AUGAAAAGGGAUAGAAACCAACAUAUAGGCGAAGGGAAAGGGAAGAGAAAAAAAAAUGAUCAUGGUAAUGACGUCGGCGUGGUAGGGCAACUUGGGACAGGAAAGGAAGGCGCCGGAGGAGGGGGAAAAGGUGGGACUGAAAAAAGUGGGAAGGACAUUGAAACGUUUAAUCCGCAACUCAGCGCAAGAGAGUUGAAAAAAAUUCAGUACUACGAAAAUAUGUUUAAGAAAAUGGAGCGUAAAAGGGAGGAGCGCCAGAACGAGGGGGACAGCAAGGGGGAUAACAAGGUGGAUAGCAAGGCCGACAACAAGGGGAAGAAGAAAGAUAACAACCAGAGGAGCAUGAAGAGGGAGACAGAGCCGAGCACUAAGGAGAAAGGGAAAGAGUCCAGUGGAGAAGCACUUGAAGAGUCAGGAAAGGUGGCAGGUGAGGCAGUGGUCACGAAGGAAAAAGAAGACCACGCUAAGCAAAGUUGUGUGACGGGAACUGCCCAGGGAAACAGCCAGAAAGGGGGAAAAAAUGCGGAAGACACAAAGGAAGCGAAGCACAAGCCGAAGAAAGCGAAUCCAAAGAUGGAGCCAAGAGAGACAUGUGCAAAUGCAGUCAGCUGGGAGAAACAAGAUGAACCCCAGUCGAUGGAUGAUAACGAACGCGGCAAGAAUAAUAAAUGGAGAAAUGUAGAAAAGUCUCAAAUCAGAAUUAAGAAAGAGGAGUUAAGCAUGGGCAAAGGUACUUGUUCCAAAGUUACGGAAGGAAGCAAUAAGGCUGUUACGUUGAAAGGAAAGAAGUGUUUAGAUAAUUCGAACCGCCUUGUGCGUGAUAUUGAGGGAGGAGGAGAUGAUGAUGAGUUGCACAGUACGGAGAGGAACUUUCCACGUGGUGAAAGCUACAACCGUCAGAGUAGUGCUUCCCCAAAGCAUUAUACAUAUAAGAAGAACGGAAUGGCAGAAGCAGGGAAAGGGGAUAAGGUAAAGGAAGAAAAUAGAAAAAGUAGUGUAAGCCGCCACAAAAUGGAUGGCGACAAGGAACACGAAUCAGAUCAUGAUGUAAAUUAUGAUAAUGCUCCGAAUGAGAUGAUAAACUUCAAGGGGAAGAGGAAAAUUUACUCAGAAAGGGAAAGGGGAAAAAGGGUUUUAAAGAUUAAGAGGAGCUUCUCAGUCAGCUCAAAUAUAAAUGAAUAUUUUUUCGACACAAGUUCUAUACAGUUGAUGAACUAUAAUGACCAUGACCCCAGUGCGUACGGAAAGGAAGAACAUAGUUCAGGGGAAGAUAAUGAUAAUGAGCCAACCUUUAAUUACAAAAAGAAAAAACUCCUACAAGUGUUAACACAUACAGAUGAUAAAGACAGUGACACUGUUAAUUCCUUGGUAGUAGGGAAUAAUGGCAGUAGUAGCAAUAACAGCGAGAGGGGCAAUUAUAAUUUGUCCGAUUCGGAAAAAUGGCUAAUAUGGAAAAAUAAAAAAAAUUACAAUAUUUUGUUCGCUUCGAAUAAUAACAGUAGGAAGAGAAACAAAUGGCACAUUGUACGCAGUUAUGAUGAGCUCCGCGUCGGAACAAAUAAACAUGUGGACUUGCAUCCACAUGGUAAAGAAAAUGUUGUUUAUGAACAAAUGAAUAUGAAUGGCAGAUCAAAUGGCACCGAAUAUUUUAUCAAUAGGGAUACUCUACCCUUGCAGAAGAAAUCAUUUUGUGAAAAAAAAAUUCACGCGAAAACUGUACAAGGUAGUAACACCACAAAUAUGAUAAUGCAUGCUAAUAAAAAUUUUGAUGUCACUUGUUGCAUCAGGAAAUAUCUUGAUAAUAUGCGGUACACAAAUUUAAAAAAAUUAAAAAACGUGAACAGAGGGAAUUUAAAAUUGUAUGUGAACGGGUGUACAAAUUUUUUAAACUUUGACAAGGUGGAUAGCGCUAUCCUGUCCAUGCGGAAAUUCCAGGAGGCGCUGCAGCGGAGAGGUGGCGUAGGUGGUCGUGGAGAGGGAGACGCAGCACCUUUGUAA
Messenger RNA from Plasmodium fragile, 1998 nucleotides. RefSeq lists its product as uncharacterized. The record is from RefSeq and is a predicted model, not a curated record. The transcript has a single exon. Lineage: Eukaryota; Apicomplexa; Aconoidasida; Haemosporida; Plasmodiidae. Bases 1 to 1998 code for a protein of 665 amino acids.